UGUAGUUCUCAAUGAACUAUGAAGGAGCUGGUGAGCACCGUCGUAGUUCAUGGAUUCGUACUGCAAUUCAGUAACUGGCUGUCUUAUGGGAAGAGAGUGUACUAAGCAGGGGCGGACUAACCAUUUAGCCACUCGGGCACUGCACGAGGGCCCGGGGUCAGUAGGGGGCCCCAUGAGAUGCCCUUGGUACCUUUCAUAGGCUUUUUUGGGCUUUUUGGGCAAGGACACAGGGGCCCCAUGAUCCCCUGUUGCCCGGGGGCCCCAUGAGUUGUCAGUCCACCCCUG
Messenger RNA from Staurois parvus, 285 nucleotides. Lineage: Eukaryota; Metazoa; Chordata; Amphibia; Anura; Ranidae. The record is from the annotation of a GenBank genome assembly.